Daucus carota subsp. sativus is the source of this 1866-nucleotide messenger RNA. RefSeq names its product protein UNUSUAL FLORAL ORGANS. NCBI's taxonomy places the organism in Eukaryota, Viridiplantae, Streptophyta, Magnoliopsida, Apiales, Apiaceae. The coding region runs from base 438 to 1721 and encodes 427 amino acids. The record is from RefSeq and is a predicted model, not a curated record. Gene Ontology annotation, molecular function: protein binding. The transcript has a single exon.
GGAGAGGGAGAGAGAGAGAGAGAGAUGGGAGAGAGAUCAUAGGGAGGGAGAGAGAGAGAGAGAUAGGGAGGGAGAGAGAGAGAUGGGAGAGAGAUAGGGAGGGAGAGAGAGGAGGGGGAAGCUUACCUGCUUAUACACAUCAUGUAAUCACUCUCCUUUGGUCCUUCCCGUCAAACAAACCAGUCCAAAUGAAUCCAACAAACAAAUAUCACAAAGGCAAAAAGAGUAACCAAGCAAUGCUUCUUAGGUUUCCUACUUAGGACUUGUGGCCUUGUCUUUCUCUAUAAAUAUGCUACCUUUCUCCCCUCUAAUAUACCCUCAUUCUCCCUCAACCAAUAUUUAUAGAAAACCACAACAACCUUAAAUUUCCCACUACAUUGUUCCAAAACUCCUACCAAAUAUUGUCAUCAACAAAAAGCCAUCUUUCUUCACCACAAAUGGAAGCCUUUAACCCCCACAUUAACAUGCCUUGCAUUCCUUAUGCAUUCACCACAAUCAGCACUGCAAGCUGUGCCUUCCCCGGUUCCAUCACAGCCACACCAACUCCCUGGAUGGACACCAGGAUCUGGAGCAGACUCCCUCACCGCCUCAUCGACCGAAUCAUCGCCUUCCUCCCCCCUGCAGCCUUCUUUCGAUCCCGCUCCGUCUGCAAAAGAUGGUAUGCCCUCAUAUUCUCCACACACUUCCUCCAGCUCUACCUCCAAGUCUCCCCUGUCAGACACUGCUUCAUUUUCUUCAAACUCAAAAGCCUCAAAUCACACAUCUACAAAAACACCAAUCCCCCCUACAACAUUGACCAAAACAGACUAAACUGCGAAGGCUACUUGUUCGAUCCCGAAACCAUAACUUGGCAUUGCCUUUCCUUUCCCCUAAUCCCACCCGGAUACUCACCAUCCUCAUCCUCCGGAGGCCUAAUCUGUUGGGUAUCCGACGAAGCCGGCCCAAAAACCAUUUUCCUCACCAACCCUCUCAUUGGCUCCCUAACUCCAUUGCCCUCAACAAUAAGGCCAAGACUCUUCCCUUCAGUAGGCCUAACCAUCUCCACUUCUUCCAUCGACAUUGUCCUAGCUGGCGACGACAUGAUAUCGCCUUACGCAGUCAAGAACCUCACCACCGAGAGCUUCCACAUUGACAGCUCAGGGCUCUACUCCCUCUGGGGCACCACCUCAUCUCUCCCAAGACUCUGUAGUCUCGAAUCAGGCCAGAUGAUCAAUCUCGGCCCAAAAUUCUACUGCAUGAACUACAGCCCAUUCAGCGUUUUAGCCUACGACAUUUCAUCAAACACCUGGUGCAACAUCCAAGCUCCCAUGAGAAGGUUUCUCCGAUCACCAAACUUAGUUGUGAUCAACAACAAGCUUGUCUUAGUUGCUGCAGUGGAGAAAAGCAAGCUCAACGUGCCGAAAAGCCUGCGGCUCUGGGCCCUACAGAGCUGCGGCGGCGCGUGGGCGGAGAUUGACAGAAUGCCGCUACAACUAUACGCGCAGUUCGAGGCGGAGGAGGGUGGCAGAGGGUUUAACUGCGUCGGAAACGGUGAGUAUGUUGCGGUGGUGAUCAGAGGCUCCGGCAAGGCGGUGCUGUUCGACAUGGGGAUGAAGAGGUGGCAGUGGAUUCCGGCGUGUCCGUACGAAAAUGGCGGCGGAGAGUUGCAUGGCUUUGCUUAUGAUCCUAAGUUAGCUACGCCUGUGACUGGGCUUCUUGAUCAGUUAACAGGGCCAUUUUAGUCAUUAAUGUUUAGCUAAUGCAUGCACAAGUAUGAUUAAUUAUGAUGUUAAUGAUCAAUAUUACUGCAACUUUGCUUAAAUUAGUUAUGAUUAAUAUUGUUAUUUUUCGUGAAAAAUAUAUGUAAUAUUGGAUUUUAGUAUUAUU